This is a messenger RNA of Cylas formicarius (sweet potato weevil), 13377 nucleotides long. It is a transcript of the gene Bruce, whose product is annotated as baculoviral IAP repeat-containing protein 6. Bases 107 to 13099 code for a protein of 4330 amino acids. Gene Ontology annotation, molecular function: cysteine-type endopeptidase inhibitor activity; ubiquitin conjugating enzyme activity. Lineage: Eukaryota; Metazoa; Arthropoda; Insecta; Coleoptera; Brentidae. The transcript has 35 exons. Gene Ontology annotation, biological process: regulation of cytokinesis; negative regulation of apoptotic process; apoptotic process. The record is from RefSeq and is a predicted model, not a curated record. Gene Ontology annotation, cellular component: nucleus.
CGUCACGUCAGUUUUAUUGAAAAAAAAACGAAGUGGCCAACUUCUUUUUGUCUGAUUCACUUGCUCAUUUGGCUUUGAUGGUACAUUGACAAAUGUGUGCGUUUCGAUGGCGCAAGAUGUGUUUAGUAAAAUGGCCGAGGAUUCGUGGUUACUAAAUGAGGAUGGUUAUCUAAAAGUGGAUACAGAUGUUAAAGAAAUAAUUUAUCAUCCAUCGUUGAACGUAAUCCUUAUAUGCACCAGCAGCGGUAUAGUUCGUGUGCUAGAUGUAAACUCGGGAGUGCUUCUCCAAUCGAGUAAUCUCUCGGCUAUUAAUCAAAAUGAAGUAAAAUGUCAAUACAUUCCUGGGGAAGACAGAGUCUUGUUUUGUGAUGGUCAGGCGAUUGGUGUAAGAUCCCACUACAAUGGGGUGUUACUUCUCGACAGCAUUCUGCAGAAGACUUUAUCGGAUGGUAAAGAAAUAGUGAAAUUAGAAUUGCCCCUAUCAGAGGCCAUUAUAUUGAAACAGAGCUUGAGCACCGCAGUGACUAUUGUCAACCACUUGGGUACGGAACAUAUUGUGACUGAAUUAAACAAUGCAAUUUUAAAUGCCCAAAAGUUCUGUAAAAAGGGAAUCAAAGCGCAAAAAUGGAAUACCGUAUGUUUAUCAAUUCCGAUAGGAGAUUUAAGAACAAUCAUAUCCUCUGUAGUGUCGGAGUUUGUAGCAAAAAAAAUUCAAACUCCCGAUUUGCAAGUGGUUUCUGCAGUGCAAGAAAGACUGUCAGAGUUAUUGGAUGAGCUGACUGUUACCUUAGAUAAAAAUUGCAUGGCCAGCGAAGCUAGGCGAAGGGAGACAUUUUCACAAUGGCCUCACAUGGAUUACAAAUGGGCUUUGCCGGAACAAAUGGCACAGGCUGGAUUUUACCAUCAGCCAAAUGCGUCCGGUGAUGACAGGGUAAUGUGCUUCACUUGUACGGUAUGUUUGGUUAGUUGGGAACGUACCGACGAGCCUUGGAGCGAGCAUGAGAGGCAUUCUCCAACUUGCCCCUUUGUGGUCGGGGAGUACACACAAAAUGUACCCAUUUCUGUUACAAACGCAACGGGUCCCGCGAUAGAUUGCACUUUCGUAGGGUCAAACAUCAACAUUUUGGGUACCAGCAGCGUUCCUAAAUUGUUCCCUACUUGCACCUCGGGGGGCCUUAUAGCCGUGUUCGAUAUUUCGGGGAAAAUUAAACGGACGCACGCGUUUGUUGUCACUCAUUUCGAUUCUCAUAUACUGGAACGUUUCACUCAAGACUUUGGAGUGCCGGGCAUUUGGAAUGAGGAAGCAAAAAGUUCCAUAGAGAAAAACGUUACCGCCUUAUCAAUAGUCGGGGAUAAAGGCGGCGACGGGAAAGAUUCUACCCGUUCCCCUGUGAGGUCCACCAUAAUUUGUGGACUGAGCAUAACUUCCCAUUUGAACAACCGUAACGAGGAUUUCGCGUCUACCGUGACCAAAACCUGGGUGGAUCCUUCCGAGGAUCGGAGGACGUGUUUAUACUUGGUGGUUUACGAUUUUCUGUACAAGAAGGAAGAGGAGGAGUCGGUCGCGGUGAACAGCGCCAAGGAUAAUAAGGAAAACGAUUUGCUCGAUUUCGAUCACAAGAUGCAGUUUUCGUGGGUCAGCGAUCCGCCCGUCAUGGAUGGUUUGAACUCGACCGAGUUGCACACCAACGACGGUUACUCACUGAUAAAAGAGCUGACUUCGUUUUAUAAAACUUUGAUCCCAGGAGAAAGUGACGAAGUAUUCCUGCCGCCUUCCGAAAGUAUCAGCGUCAAAAAAAAUCACACGGGUCCGCGGGUGCUUUCGGUGGUGGACGUCGAGAACACCGAAGCGGACUCCUCGACCAGCGACGUCCUAAACGGCUUGACCAACGGUCCGUUGACCCCGCCGGAAAACUUGGAGCCGAGUAUAUCCGAUCACAUCGUCGAUUUGAAGAACAACCAAUCGGCAAUACUGAAACUGAAUUACGUCCGCGCGGUACAGUGCAUACUGUUACCGGAACGCUGCAGGAACCGUAAAAAUUUGGAAAUAUCGAACAUUUUCCGUACCCAAGACGGCGGUCACCUAUUCGUGACGGUGUCGAGUAAAAAUUCCGAGUGUAGUUUUCUGUUAGUGUACGAGUUAGAUUUUACCGGUAAGAUGGUUAAGGUUAAGGAGGAAGCUGUGACCGUUAGGGAGUUGAGUGGUGGCGAACAACCGAUUGAGGUCGACCUGUUGCCUGUUGCGGACAAACUGGGUUCGAGUGUGACCGCGAAACCAGGCGUCGGGAUCAGGGGACACGCCGUCUCGGUAUGUGCAGACGGGGCUGUGAGAAUUGUCGACUUGGCAACGCUGCAGACGGCGUGCGUCGCGAAAAUCGACGCGAAGAAAUUCGUCUCCGCGACUUAUUGCAAUAGUUUAGACAGGCUGUGUGCCUCUACCAAAGAGGGUUCUCUGCAUUUCUUCGCAUUGAACGAUACCGAUAACGAAUCGGUGGACGAGCACGAGGAAGACGAACUUUUCGGGCUUAAUAUUGACAGUUCGUUGCGGGAGUUGAGCUCGCUAGACAAAAACGAAGUAGUGCGCUGCUUUAAAGAACCACCCAACGUUAUAUCUGUAGAAGAAUUAAGAAGUUUCCAGGGAUUAUGUCAGUUCACGCCAAUCAGGGGUCCGUACAACGUGACGGUGCCGCUAUGCUGGAGCGAAUUCCAGCAAGCGAUGAGGCAGAGAAAAAGUCCGUCGGCAUUAAACAGCGAAGCUUGGACGAAAACGUGGCGACUGCAGACCGAUACGACUACGUGGGAGGAGCAUGUCUUCGAGAUAACGCUCCCUUCGUACAUGGUUCUGGGUCACGUGGACGUUCACUUCACCCUCCAAAAUUCGACUUCGUUGCCGCACGUCGAGGUGACGCUCCUGCGUCAAACUAAAAGCGGCAUCGGACACAACAGGGACGUGAGAUUCGCGGUCGACGAUACCGUUACAAUAGACAUGCUUCAAUGGGUGGAUAAUCCGGUGGUGUCGGAAGAGUAUUUGAGGGCCCAGAAUGCCGACAUCCUGGCGGGGCCGGUUAACCUCUCGUCCCAUCUGGAUUUGACCGACCAAAGCGGCAUUGUCACACUGACCAGCCCUCGAAUGUUUAAGCUUAAGGUUAGAAAUCUGCUCCUUCACAUAAGGGCGGUCUACGCGAAAGACGAAAACAAAUUGGGCAAGCUGAAAAAGCAGGAGGGCAAAGUAACCAUCAGCGUGGACAAGUUGGGUAUGGCGUCGCAGAAAAGCGACUUCUACAUGGGCUGCGACUGUAUACACGAAUUAAGUUUGGCCGUGUAUAAUCCGAUGUCGUUCGUAACGACGCCACACGAAAAGACAUUGAGGAACCUGAUGCUCGAGUCGAACAUUUUCGUCCAAUCUCUAAUCAUGACGGCGGUCAAUACCAACAAUAGGGAAACUUUGGGCUUGGUGCUGGAUAUUUUGAAUUGGCUGGCGGCAAUCAGGCUGACACGGAACAGGGCCAAUAGCGGCGAAGCUCCUAACCACCAGCUGGAGUUUAUGUUUAUCAACGGUAUCGAGGACAACAUGACCGGUUUGUUGAAGAGAUGCCUGUUGCUGAGCGGGAGGAGCAUAGCGCACAAGUGCAUGAAUUAUAUCAUUACCUGUUGUCGGGGCGCUAAGAACAUUAGCAAAUCCAUCGGCGAACACUUCAGCGCGACCGUUUUAAACUCAUUGCUCAUCAUUUUGGAUUCGCUAAACGAAGCCGUCUCGCCGGCAGGCCUGCACUGGAUCUUCUCGCUUCUCCUCAAGGUGUCCACCAAGGAAAACGAACAUCUCGUUUCGAAUAAAUGCCUCGAAUUGCUCAAACGAGUAUCGGACAACCUAACGGAUCGUUUCAAUCCAUACCAUUUGCUUCUCAGAAGUAGAUACGGUUUGUACGGUCUUCCCAUGGAGCCUGAACUAUUCGACGUGGACCCUCCUUCGUACGCGAAGGGCUCCAGUAACUUGCCGUAUUUCUUUUCGUCGACAACCGCGGCGGCAACCACUAACGAGUCGACCGUCGUGACGGAAAGCCCCGCCCCAAACGCGGUCGCCAAAGACGGGAUCAAUCCGCGCGACGUCCUGUCCAAUACCGAUAGCAGGCUGAAAUACAAAAACCUGGCGUUUCCGAAAUUGGUGAAGGGCCUAAUCGAAACCGAACCCCUCCAUUUCACUUGCGUAAACACCAGCGAGGGUACCAGGCUCGAAGUGGCGGACGCCGGGAACAACGUACAGACGACGAUCAACAACAUAUUGCCGAUAGUGAUGUCGGCCGCGCAGCCCGGUCAGAAGAAAAAGGAGGACUGGGCGUCCGAUUUUCAGCAUUUCAUUCAAAAGUACGUCGAGAAGAAUCAAAAUUUAUCGGUGCCGUUGCACAAUAUCAUAGACCAGGAUCAGUUUUUAUCGACCGCGCCCACUCCGGGUGCCGGUCCCAGCAAGUGGAUCAUGUUCGAAAUGACCGACGAGGAAUUGGAACAAAAACUGGAAAACGUUUACAAGGGACUCGUUGAGACGUACGGGUCGUCGGUGGCACCGAAAAGCGCGCCCCAACAGGUGUCGGUGCCCACCGUCCAACAUCUGCCCCCUAGCGAGGCGAUCGAUAAUCUGCCGUGGCAGCAGCUGCUCGUGCCGCCUCCGAAACAAAUUAUAGUGGUCGAGCGUAUGCAUUCGGGAGCCAGGCGCCACGUCACUUUGGAUUUCGGCGAAUCUGUGGUACUGACCGACAUUUUAAUACCGUCCUGUUCGGACCUAGUGACCCUCAGCAUAGACGUGUGGCUCUUCGGCGAAGAGAUCGACGCAGUGCGUUUGGUCACCGCCUCCGAUAUAGGGACAAAGAAUUUGCUGCUCAGCGAUUUGCAACCGCCACCCCUUUUCAAGUUUAUGAAGAUAACCCUCGUCGGGAGGUACGGCAUGUCGACUACAAGAUGUCGCAUCCCCUUGGGCUACUUCUACGGGCACGUGGUCGUCCUGCCCGAGGAAGUUCCGCACGACGUCUUCGUCGAACUGGCGGACGUCGAAAAACAGGUGGCCAUUUUGUCUAAGCUCCUCGAAGACAUCAGUUGCCGGUACAGUUUGGCGUGUUCGAAGUUGAAAAAUCUGCUGCAACCGUUUCUGGUCGCUGACAUCAAGAACGCGAUGCACUUGUCCGCCUACAUGAACAUAUUGAAAGACAAGAGUUUGAACGUGACGAACGCGGAACACAGUCAAAUUUUUAGCGUUUAUCAGGAAACACUGACGUAUCAGCAUCAGUUGAACACCAUAAGACACGUGAUGACCAGAUUGGAGGGCAGCGUUUUGCCAUCCGGCAACGCCGUAUCCAAUUACGUGGCUUCCGAUAAGCUCGUGACCGUCGCCGAAGGUUUAUUGGAAGUGCUCCUUUCCGUCGACACCCUGCCCGUCGUCGACUCCGCCUUGUGCCAGCAGCUAUUCGAGGGCCUCUGCGUGUCCCAAUCGCCGCGUUUGCAGGUGCUGUCCGCUCUGUUUUUGGAGAAAUCCUGCGGCUCGAGCGUUUUCUGGGGCAAUUUCCUAUCCGACACCUUGGUCCGGAUGUUUUCCACAUCCUACACGUCCGUCUUCCCCCAAGAUCGUUUGUUUAUUCUGCUCGCGUACUUGAGCAGGAAGAGUAACGAAAGGAGCGCGAUCAUCGAUUCCGCCAUGCGGGUCGUCUACGACACCCUGAAACCUCUCGAGUCGAGGAAAUCGUUGCUGCUAGCGGUCAGCAUCGAUUUGCCGUUGCUGUCGUGGUUGCUCAUGUACCUCUCCUUGCAACUGUCCGUGAAAAAUGCGAGCGGCAAACCGGACAGGUGGGAUUGGGUAAUGAUCGAGAUGGUCGGCAAGGGUAACGCCGACAGUAACAAGAAUAACUCGAAGAAGAAGAAUUGCAAAAGGAUGGCGUCGACGUUCGGCGGCUCGUUUGGCCUGUCGUCGCCAGCGAUACCCGUUUGCUACGACGUUUAUGGUGAGCCGCCAAAGUUGUUCGCCCCGGGGAACAAGCAUUAUUGGAAAACGGAAAAAUUUAACAAAUUUAAAUUUUCCAAGAAAGCCCCGGACUCGCCGAAACCGGAGGAAAACAAAGAGAUCGUCAACAAAGACGUUAUAGUACCGCAGAAAAUGCCCCAGUAUAUCGAUUCCACGCACUGCUUGGCGCUCUCAAAGUUGCUACUCAAAUUUAUUAUAAACAUGGAUCAUUCGGGCAGUGCCGACAUGAUGUUGCUGUCGUUUAAGAUUGUCUCUAGGUUGGUGACGAUGGCGAGGCUGCAGUUGUGCCAACUCCUCAAAGAGACCGAGUUGCUGGAAUUGAUGAAGUUCUCGUUGUCCUGUAAGGUGGCGUGGGCCCCGUUCGCUCUCAUUUGUUUUUUGCAAGACGUGCUGGAAUUGGCGGGCACUUCGCAAACCGACGUCACCAAAAUGGACACCGAUGCGUCGACGUCCGCCUCUUGGGUGCCAAGCGACGCGUCCGGCACGAACGAAACCGACAUUACCGACAACUUCUGCGCCAUCUCUACGCCGAAGCCGAAAAUCAUCACCAAUCCCAACACCUUUCCCCCGUUGCCGUCGGUCUUCGAAUCGGACGAUUCGGAUUUCGAGGAACUGCUCGAGGAUUUUGAAAAAGUGCGCUGCACCGUUUCCAAAGCGAACAAAGCGACGGUCGUCACGACGUCCAACGUCUCGACCACGAUAGACGCGAGACUAGAAACGGGCGUCUACGCGUCAUCCGAAACGUACCUCUGCAAAUUAGUGGCGAGAAAUACGCAAAAAUUACUGCAUAACAUAUCGAACGAGGCGAAAACGACGGACCAGGAAAACGAGCUGGUUCCGUGGCCAAACGCGGUCGGUCCGUUUCAACCAGAAUCCACCUUCAACAAUCACAAAAUGUUGGCUUUCUGUUUCGACGACUUAUUCAAGAACCUCCAGAACGAGGACCCGCUGAAGAUCGAGAACAUCCUGCACCUUUGGCUGACCUUGAAUUGCGUCAGGAAGGACGAGAAAUUCGAUUCGUCGUCGAUGCCCCAGAUGCCGCUGCAGCCGGGUUCCGUUAAGUGUCUGAUAUCCGCUUUGGCGAGGACGCCCGGUUUGUCGCUGACCACGUGGUGUCUGGGUUUGCAAACGCUGACCCUCGUCUGCAAUACGAACAAUAACGGAAAGUGCUUCGAUCUGUCGGGCAUGGCGAACACCAUCGUCAGUCACCCGGACUUUGUACAGAUGUUCCUCAGUCUGUUGUCGGGUACCGGGCUCACUUUUACCGAAAAGGCGGUGGCGGGGCCCACGUUAUGUCGCGCCCUCCACGACUUCUUAGUCCGACUCCAGGUGCGGUGCGACAUGUUGGCUAUUGUAAGUCCGUCGAAUAAGCUGGGCAAUUUGCUGAAAAGUCUACUCUUGAACGUGGUAUACGAAAUGACACGACCAGGCGGUCCAGUGUCCGCGAAAAUGGGCCCCCUGGACGCCCAAUGCAAACUGCUCCAGUUGAUUUAUCGCAUAUCGAAUAUCGACGUCAGUAUCGGAAUGUCGACUCUGGAAAAUACCGCCUCGUUGCUCAAGAACUACUUCAUAAGCAUCGACAACGUGAAAUGCGUGACGGUGGGCGAGAAAAGCAACACCGUUUCGAAUACGUUCGGAGAUAUUUUCGCUAGUGUAUUGGGCACCGAUUCCAAUAAGCAGGACAGACCCGUAUCGUACGAAGAUCUUUUGAUAAGUCUCCUCAAAUUGCUGGGGAAACUCGUCCAGACCCCCAUCACUGUAGACAACCCUGACGCGAUGGACACUGACGCGUCGGUUACUUCCCAAACGGACGAGAGCAAAGCGGAGCAAAUUCAGCAGGACAGCGUCUCCGCGCAGGCGACUCCUUGUUUCGCGGACACCGUCCUCCAGCAUCAUCCGACCGUUAUAUGUUUGUGCAGGUGCCUCGCGCUAUGCAAGUCCUCCUCCCUUUGCAUGUUGGCAACCGUGUCCCAAAAGGCCAGCCUGGCGAAUCUGAGCGAGCCGAACACGGUAGGGGACGCCGUGUUUCACAUUCUAACCCUGCUGGCGAAGAGAGCGUCGAGAAAAAUGUUACUGAUGCCGCCGCUGCUGCAGUUCUUGUCGCAGUCGCCCCAGUUGAGCGAGCCACUGAUUUGGUUCAUACUGCAGGUUUUAGAUAGCGACGACGCCAUACGAUGCUUUUCCGAUAGCGGUGGUAUCUCGGUGUUGGCGAGCAGCAUCAUAAGGAGCAGCAACGCUCCCAGUACUCUGUCGAGAAACGGCACCAUAUCGACCGUUAUGCAACAUUUUAACGGCUUUAACAGUCAGUCGGACAAUGCCACGCCCAUCGGUCCCGCGUCCGCCAACAAGCUGUAUCAGGCGUCCAUGGAGAACAGCUCGCUGAUCAAUUUCGCCCCCUAUUGUACCAUCACCUGUCAGUCGGUAACGUCCCAGCCGGCGGACGUUUUGAUUCAGGGACUAUCAGGCGUGACUCAUCGUCGGGCCCGCACCCCGCUAUGGUCGUACAACUACUACCAAGAAGAAACUCAUACCGAGCUGCUCCUGCAGCUGCCGAGCGCGGUCCUGCUGAAGGAAGUCCAUCUCCAGCCUCACGCCGGAGGUCUGGCCACUUGUCCGUCGUACGUAGCCAUCGAGACGUCGGCGAACGGGCCUUCGCGUCUGGUCCCUGCCGGUCACCCCUUACCCACCAGCGGUCUGACAUAUAUCCGACUGCAUCUGCCCCAGCCCAAAGUGGUCAACUGUAUCCUCAUACGUCUGUACAAGCCUCGCGUGGGCAACAGUAUCGGUCUCUUGCAAAUCCGUUUGCUCGGCACUUACGCUUUCGGCAGAAACGUCAACCACAGCGUGGACCUCGACGACGAGUCGCACUGCAGCCACAGUCUGGGGUGGUUACGGCUGCUGCACCACUGUUUCACGCUAGACACGGACGAAGAAUUGAGACGUCAAGUGAUCGAAUGCUCAUCGAACACCCCCGGUCUGCUGAGUACAUGUUGCGGGUUGCUUUUGGUGCCUUCGCACAUACUGCCCGUUUAUUUGCCGUGUUUGGAGAAGGUCCUUAGGGAAUUGGCGCUGUUCAGUCCCGAGAACGGGAUCGAGACCAUCAAAAUUUUGUUGGAUAACCGCCUGAGCAUGGUGGAACCGAUGAUGUCGCUGAACAGCGUGUGGCAGGACAAGCUGAUGAUUAACGUAUCUGGAUAUCAGUCGGCUUGCGAUUUACUUUAUCAGAUAUGCGAAUAUCAGGAUGCCAACACGAGAAGCAGAGUCCAAAUGAUCCUGGAUUGGCUCAGGGCAACGGUAAACGAGUGCCUGACGUCCGGCAACACUGGCAAAUGCAACGCCGCUUACCUUUCUUGCAUAGCGUCGAUUUUGUGGUCGAGUCACCAAUCCCGGGUCCCGUACGACCUGAGGUCGCUCAUCACUACCGAUUUCUUCGACGCGAUAUACAAUCUGAAAAUGCGAGCGAGCAACAACAGUCUGAAGUACGCGCUGGACUCGCUCCUCUGCUCGUUUUGUUACAUCCAGUCCGAGUUCUUCCCCCUUUUGCUGCAAAAGAUCGGCGUUCUGGUGCCCAACUUGUCUACCGACCCCGGAGCGUCCAUAAGCGACGACAGGAAAGACGUAAACGGGAUGACGGACGAUCACAAGCAGUGCCACGUGAACUCCGAGUGGUACGGGCAUUUGGUCAUCGGCGAACUGUCGGAAUUGACUUUGACCAAGGACGAGUUGGAGACUGUGGCGCUCGCGAGCCGUUCCCCUAACGCUAUCCAACAACUGUUGGAUUCGGGACUGCCGAAACUCCUCAACAGCGCGAUAUUGGAAUUUUGCCACCCGAACGACCUCAACAAUGUCGUGCCGAUGGCCAAACUGGAAAACGUCACCGCGAUACUGCAGUUCUUUACCGACGUUUGCGACGAAAAAGUGCUCAGAGAUUGGCUCGGCUCGCCGGACGGCUCGUCUUUCUGGCCCCACUUGCUGCACUGGCUCUGCCAGAAGCCGUUCAACAGCGCGAACAUCCACUCGGAGGCGCACGUCAAUCUCGAGGAGAUCUGCGUGAAAUUUUUGGCCAAGUGUUGCCUGUGCCACACCACCAACCAAGCCCGACUGGCCAAGGUGCUGUGCGAGGUGAUCUCGCUGCAGCCGCACGGCAUCACCGGCUUCCUGAGGCGGCUCGUUUUGCAGCUGCUGCUCGAAAACGAGAAAGUGCCGGUGAGCGUCGAGGCGGACGAAACGCUGUACAAGAAUUUCAAAAUGUCCGCGACGAUGUUCACGCCGUCCCAUCCCGCUUUCAAACAAGCCUACAAUCGGACCAUGCUCUACUUGAGCACGAACACGACUCUGGCGGACAUACUCGAGCAGCAUUUGUUCUUCAACAGCGCGUACAAGUCGGAGGCGGAGCCGUAUAAGAAGGUGUCGACGGCGGUGAAGAAGUACCUGAACAACAGCUUCGUGUCGGAUUUCUCAGACUUGAGCGUCGCGGCGGGCGUAACCGCCAAGGAUAAGCGCGCGAAAGACAUGAAGAACCAGGCCACCGCUACGCCGCAGACGAAGAAGAAACGUUACGCGGCCGACCUGAACGACGCUUCGGAAGCUCUCGAAGGCAGGUUGGUGAAAGCGUUGGCGUUUUCCGAACAACCGUUGCCCCUCACACUGAACUUGGGCCAGUUGCUGCGGAUGAUCGAGACCAAGGGUGCCGCCAACGAUUGGCCGUACAUCCAUCUGACGAUAUGUCAAAGCAAAGGUAACGACGACAAAAAUUACAACCAAGAAGCGUUGGAGAUGACCAAUGAACAGCUGCCGGUCUGCAGUGCCUUACAAGUGUUCAGUUCAAUGGGCGGCCUAGCUCUGUUAGCCGAGCAUCUUCCCUCCCUCUACCCCGAAGCGAUACGCAUGCCGACCGUCGAGAAGAACAAUUCGGAACAAUCCGACUCGGACUGGAUCAAAGUUGAAGAGUGCGACGACAUCUACGAGGAUAUAGAGGAAACCAUCGGUGGCGCCAGUUCUCCCAGCAAAUCGUCCGGCGGGAUCUCACACAUUCCUCCCCACUCCUUGACCGCGUUUAGUUUAUUUUUGAGGUUGCCCGGUUACGCGGAGGUGCUCCUCAAAGAUUCCAAGAAGGCCCUUUGCCUGCUCAGACUGAUGCUGGGCGUGACCGACGACGGCGAAGGUGGUGACAUAUUCCAAUCGGCCGUAGCCACGUCGCUUCCAACUUUGCCGUUCGAAAUUCUGCAGAAAUUGUACGACAGUACUCCCCUGUGCUCUGACGACGGCCGACUCCUAAGGGGCAUAAGCGUAACGACAGGCGUGGUGCAGCUUCUUUUGGCUUGUCUCGGUAUUUUGACGCAUCAUUCGAACGGCGGCAGCGACAAGGACGCUUCCAAGUCUUCCAAAAAUAAAGAGGACAGGCAACUGUACUGGGCUAAGGGCACCGGUUUUGGUACCGGUUCAACGCAGCAAAGCUGGAACGUAGAACAGGCGCUCCUGAAGCAACGCAACGAAGAGGAGCACGUGACCGUUUUGCUUCAAGUGCUGGCCAGUUUUAUUAACCCGAACGACGAGGCGAGCGAAGAGUUGAACGGGAACGUAUUGCCCUCCCAAUUUUCCGAAUUUCUCUCCAAUAGUUCGUUGUUGCCGGCGGUUAGUUCGUAUCUGAGAAACGAUUCGGUAUUGGAUAUGGCCAGGCACAUACCGUUGUACAAGGCGGUUUUGAAAAUACUUAGGGCGUUGGCGGUCAGCAGUCAGCUGGUCAACUUGCUGCUGCCCCAAAAGAACAGGUCGGGCGAGCCAUCCGUCAGCAGCCUGCUGAAGAAUAUGAAGACUUGCGUGGACACGUAUGCCAGUAAAUUGAAAGUGCAAAAUCCCAAGACGCAGGGCGCGAAAUCGCCCAAAUCGAAACUGGUGGACCUGAUGGACGAGCUGGAACAGGGAGAGGGGUUGGCGACGCUGAUGCCGGAUAUCCAGAGUACCGCCAAUUUGGUCGCGAAGGUCACUAAUAAUAUUGUCGACGAUAAGGAGGGCGAAAAGGACGGCUCGCUGGAACGGAUGCUCGUUUCGCCCGAGGAACAGUAUUUGCGUGUCAUGAGGAAUCUGCAAUUUGCGUCGUUCGAGAUGAUCGAGGAGUUGCCGGACGGCGGUCUCAAGUUCGCCGUGUCGCACCAUUUCGAGUCGAACGCGAAGGCGACCACCGAACAGUCGCACCCGGCCCGGGUGAAACGCAUCGCCCAAGAGGCGGUCACUCUCUCGACCAGCCUCCCUCUCAGCUACAGCAGUUCCGUGUUCGUCCGUUACGACACUUCGCGUCUCGACGUCAUGAAAGUGUUGAUCACCGGGCCGGCGGACACGCCCUACGCGAACGGCUGCUUCGAAUUGGACGUCUUCUUUCCGCCCGACUAUCCGAUGUCUCCCAUGCUGAUCAACUUGGAAACGACCGGUCACCGUACCGUCCGGUUCAACCCUAACCUGUACAACGACGGCAAAGUGUGUUUAUCGGUGUUGAACACGUGGCACGGACGACCCGAAGAGAAAUGGAACGCGCAAACGUCGAGUUUCCUGCAGGUGCUGGUGUCGAUCCAGAGUCUGAUAUUGGUACCGGAACCGUACUUCAACGAACCGGGAUACGAGAGGACCCGCGGCACACCCGCGGGUACCGCCAACUCGAAGGACUACAAUUUGAACAUAUGCCAGGCGACGGUGAGGUGGGCGAUGCUCGACCAAAUACUGAACCCGUGUCCGUGCUUCAAGGACGUCAUACACGCGCACUUUUACAUGAAACGCGACGAGAUCAUCGCGCAGACGGACAAGUGGAUCCAGGACCUCGAGUCGGAGACCAAGAAGGAGAAGAAGAACACGCGUGGCGCCAAGAAGAAUCGGACCACCAAUUUGGAGAGCUUCAAAAAGGUGUUUAAGCAACUGCAAGAGCAACUUGCGAAACUAAAACCACCUGGCUUGGAUAUACGCGACGAUGAUGAAGAAGAAGAUGAGGAAUCACCUACGACCCCCACGAACAGUAUGGAUGUGGCAGCAGAUCAAGAUCACAACAAAGACAUUGAGACCGAUAAAGAUAUGGUUAUGAAAAUGGUUAACGACAUGUUCAAGUGAUAAAACUGUACAGUAAAUCGAUUUUUAAUUUUGCAUUUAUUUAAACAGGUUUCGUUUUUGAGACGGGCAAAAAGUAAUACGGCCGUUUUUCAAUUUCAAAAGAAAACGCGUAUCGGCCCGAAGGAGGUUUGAAUGUUAAGUUACCAACUUGGUUCUUUCUGUGUCAUAAGUUGAGUGGUAGUUUGGAUGCUCGAUUUUAGAUCACUGUAAAUUAUUCUUAUUUAAAGUUGUUCAUAAAAGAAAAUGUGAUUUGAAAAUAAAAGUUUUUGUUUUAUAGA